AUGGAUGAGCCAGAAGCGGCAGGAGAAGUUAGAAGUGUCGCUCGGGCACUGAUAUUCACACCGGGAACUUCUUCAGCAGAAGCGCCCAGUGUUCCAGGAGAAUUGCAUGGUCUCGGAUCCUUGGACCCCAUAGUCCCGGAAGAAGUGACUCCGGUAUCGGAGAUGGAUUCUAUGCGAGCUGAGAUCGCAGCCUUCAGGGAACAAUCCCGGAUGGAUCGGGAACAAAGGAGUACCGAUAGGGAAACGAACCGCCUUGCACAACAGAGAAUGCAGGAUUUGGAAGAUGAAAACACAGCGCUGGCCCGAGCACUGGACAGGAGGCACCAGCACAACGAGGCACUCACCCAGGCCCUGGCUAGAGCAUCCUCGCUAGCAACAGGUAUGAACACUGCACCGACAACAGGAGGCCCUAGCACCGCUCCAGCACCUUCUGCGGAGGGCGGCCAUCGGAUAAUCCAAGUACCGGUAGACUUAUUCCCGGAAAGCUUGAGGCAUCUACCACCACCACCGUUACCGCAGCCAGUUCACAAUAUCCCACCGGUAACCGACGCAAACACGGCUUUACUCGUACAAAUGAGCAACUCCUUACAUGCCCUGCAGGCAAGGGUACAGGCCACAGAAAAUAAAGACACCUGGAGAGCUAUGAACAGUUACGAGGACCGCCCGGGGCCUUUCACCCAACAGGUUAGAGGAGCCAUUCGAGCGAAUACAUCAAAACCAUUGAAGAUUGACUAUACGGGAGUUGGAGACCCCUAUCAGCAUCUCCAGGCUUUCCGAUCACAAACAAGCGCCAAGGGAUAUACGGAUGAAGCGGCUACCGCUAAGUGCCGGGACCUUAAUAAGGAACUGGCUGAGCUGGCUUUCAGGAGGGGCUUAAGGCGCGGAGAAUUUCUCUACGGGAUCAACCAUAAUCCUCCAGCUAGCUACGACGAGCUGAUGGCCACUGCCAUCAGACACGCCCAGGCCGAAUUCGAGACUUACGGGGACAACCCCAGACCGGAGCUAAGAUUCUCCUCACAGACCUCGACUGUUAGGGAUGAAACACGAAAGAGGGAGUGGGUCUAUAGCCAUGAUAGGUCACCCCAUACCUCGAACGAAAGAGGCAAAGAGUCCUCGUCCAGGUCAAACAGUUAUGGGACCACCCACCCUCACCGGGAGCCGAGGGCACAACAGGCCCCACGGACACUACCACCACCCCGGUAUAAGGUGUUCACAAUCCUCAACGCUUCAUACGAGACUAUUUGGAACGAAAACAAGGAUGAGAUACCGAGACCACCCCCAAGGAAAUUCCCGAAGAGUAAACUUACCCAGCAGGAUACCGGAAGGUUCUGCAUUUAUCAUGAAGAUGCCGGACAUAAUACCAAUCUCUGCGUUGCUUUAAAAAAUACAAUCGAGUCCCUCAUCCAAAGGGGCAAGCUUCAACGAUACCUACCUGCUAAGGAGAUAGGAGCUGUAGACGUGUACGGCCAGAUCUUCACGAUCCACGGUGGGGGCCCGAAAGAGUUGCCCCCCCAUAGGAGGAAACGAAAUUCUAGUUUCGGUCGUCCGGAAGUUUUCAACUUCCACAAGGCUCCGCAGCAAGACGGUGGCACCGGAUGGACAUCGGUGACAUUCCUGCAGGAGGAGGAGGCCGACCUAAGGAUGCCCCAUGAUGAUCCCUUCCUAAUCACGCUCCAAAUGGACCAUUAUAUAAUGUCCCGGGUGCUCGUGGACACCGGGGCCUCAGUUAGCGUAUUAUUUCGCGAUGCUUACAACGCUUUGAACAGGGGAAGGUCCAAGCUGUCACAGGAUAACGAGCCCCUAAUUAGUUUUUCAGGAGAUAUCGUCCAACCACUCGAAUCAGAUUACCUAUCGAUCACGAUAGGCGAAAGCCCGAAUUGUUCAACCAUCAAAACAGAGUUCAUUGUCGUGGACUGCGUCUCAUCCUACAAUGCUAUCCUGGGCCGGGCGGCACUCUGGCGUCUGAAAACCUUUAUAGCAGGUCACAUGUUGAUGAUGAAAGUACCAACCCCGGCCGGCACUGCUACGAUCCGGGGUGAUCAGGCAGCCGCGAGGAAGUGCUAUUCUCUAACUGUAUCACGCGGUAAGGGAAAGUCCGAAAUGUUGCACGUAGCUACUAACCCUCUGUUGGACAGGUACGAGGAUCCCAGGGCAGAUACCGACUCCGAAGAAGAACGGCCCGGUGCCGUAGAAGACAUUGAAGAAGUGGUCCUAUCAGAGCAGUUCCCGGACAGGACUGUUAGGAUUGGUACAAGGUUGUCUCCAGUUGUCAGGGAAGGAUUGAUCUCGUUUCUUCGAUCCAACACAUCUGCAUUCGCCUGGUCCUAUGAGGACAUGCCCGGUAUACCGCCAGAGAUAGCCACGCACAAUCUUAGUAUCGUUCCGUACUCAACACCGGUAAGACAAAAACGAAGGGCCUUCACACACGAGAAAUACCAGGCUAUCCAGGUUGAGGUAAAAAAGCUGAUCGCCAUCAACUUUAUCAGGGAAGUAACAUACCCCCGGUGGUUAGCCAACUUGGUAAUGGUACCAAAGAAAUCCCCGGGAUCAUGGCGCAUGUGUGUGGACUACACAAGGCUCAAUCAGGCAUGCCCUAAGGAUAGCUUCCAGCUCCCGCGAAUUGAUCAAUUAAUCGACUCCACUGCUGGGUACCGGUUACUCAGUUUCAUGGAUGCGUUCAGUGGGUACAACCAAAUUCGAAUGAACCCGGCAGACGAGGAGCACACUGCCUUUACCACAGACAAAGGUCUCUAUUGCUACCAGGUCAUGCCUUUCGAGUUAAAGAAUGCAGGUGCCACUUAUCAGCGACUUGUCAACUCCAUGUUUGCGGAGGUUAUCGGUGCUAUCAUGGAGGUCUACGUGGACGACAUGCUGGUGAAGAGUCUAACUCCAGAGGAUCAUGUAGCCAACUUGUCAAUCGUCUUCACCAUCAUAUUGCGCAAUGGGAUGCGGCUUAACCCACAGAAGUGCAUCUUCGGGGUCGAGGUAGGAAAGUUUCUCGGGUACAUCACUAGCCACAGGGGAAUUGAGGCCAAUCCAGAGAAGGUGCAGGCUAUAUUAGACAUGGUGUCCCCAACCUACAGGAACGAGCACGUCGAAAUGAUAGCCUGGACAGCGGAGCACGAGGCUGCUUUCCUUGGUUUGAAGUCAUACUUGUCAGAGGUACCUCUACUCUACAAACCUGUUCCCGGAGAGAUGCUUUACGUAUAUCUGGCGGCAUCGUCAACGGCUGUGAGCUCAGUCCUGAUUAGGAAGGACUCCGAUUGUGAAUACCCAGUGUACUACGCUGGAAAAGGUUACACCGGGGCAGAAUCCAGGUACCCGGACAUUGAAAGAGUGGCACUGGCUCUCCUGGUAUUAGCCCGAAAGCUGAGACAUUACUUCCAGGCACACUCGAUCACCGUUUUCACUAAUCACCCAUUGAGGCAGGUUUUACAGAAACCAGAAGUAUCGGGCAGGUUAAUUAAAUGGGCCAUCGAAUUGGGGGAGUUCGAUAUCAAGUACCAGCCCUGGACAGCCAUCAAAGGCCAGGCAGCGGCAGAUUUUAUUUCAGAAUCAAUCCCCUCCCAUAACCCAAACCGGGAAUCAUCGGAACCACUAGCUGCAGAUCCACCUCCGCCAAGCACUUGGCGAUUAUACGUUGAUGGAGCAUCCAACAAGAAAACCAGCGGAGCCGGCAUCCUGCUAAUUAGCCCGGACGAGCAAGUCUACGAGUACGCCCUCAAGUUUGCCUUCAAAGCAUCCAACAAUGCCGCCGAGUACGAGGCACUUAUAGCAGGUCUGCAGAUCGCCCGAGAACUAGGGGUGCAGCACCUUAGUAUCUUCAGUGAUUCUCAGUUAGUCGUAAACCAAGUCAGCGGUAACUUUGAGGCAAAGGAGCCCCACAUGUCCUCCUACCAGGCCUUGGCCCUGGCAUUAGUUCAGAGGUUUACCUCCUACAUUUUUACCCAAAUACCGAGGGCAGAAAACGACAAGGCAGACGCCCUUGCAAAGCUCGCAUCAACUUCUCCAAACCGUACCUAUGGGGCCACCAAGGUCGAAAUACUAGCAGGACCUAGCACUUCUAAGACGGUGUCAGAAAUAUUUGCCGUGGAUCACACAGCUUCAUGGAUGGACCCAAUUUUGAGAUACAUGAUCGACGGCCUAGCACCGGAUGAUAAGGUCGAGGCCAGAAGACUACAGCUAAGGUCAGCUCGAUACACGAUCAUGAAUGGAAAACUGUACAGAAGGGGGCAUUGCUUUCCCAACCUGAAGUGUGUAACGCCGGAGGAAGGUCACAAAAUAAUGAAGGACAUUCACGCUGGUGUAUGUGGUAACCAUGCCGGAGCCCGAUCUCUUGGGCACAAGACCCUAAGGGCAGGAUAUUUCUGGCCAACCAUGUCGGCUCUGGCCCAAACAAUAUCCAGUUCUUGCCACAAAUGCCAAAUGUAUGCAAAUAUCCCAAGGGCACCGCCCAUCGCCCUUUCCAUCCUCCUGGCACCAUGGCCGUUCUGUCAGUGGGGUUUGGACCUGAUUGGUAAACUUCCCACAGCAGUAGGACAGUUCAAAUACACCAUUGUUGCCGUGGACUACCAAACAAAGUGGGUUGAGGCAGAACCUCUCGUCGCCAUCACCACGGAAAAGGUCAAAAGCUUCCUAUGGAAGAACAUUUACUACAGGUUUGGAGUCCCGGAUACCAUAGUCACAGACAAUGGUACCCAGUUUGACAAUGAUGAGUUGAGGGCUUACACACAGAACCUAGGCACUAGGAUCCUCUAUGCUUCCUCGGCUCACCCCCAGACCAACGAAGCAGUACUCCCUAUUGAAACACAAAUCCAGAGUCCCCGGAUCGAAUACUUCGAUGCGGGUACCAACUCACAGGGCCUACACCUCGAUGCCGAUUUACUCGAGGAACGAAGAGAUGUGGCGCACAUGCAUAACUUGGCAAACAAGCGGAGGAUAGCUCGUUACUACGAUGCUAAGGUACAGUCCCGGACAUUAAAAUUGGGGGACUGGGUCAUGAAGCAAGUCUACCCAGAGCCCCGGGGACUGGAUCCAUCCUGGACAGGCCCUUACGAGAUCAUUGAAGAGGUAGGUCCCGCAACCUUUUUCAUCCGGGACAUGAACGGGGUCGUUUCCAGGCAUCCAUGGAAUACCCAGCGCCUACGGUAUUACUAUAAGUAG
This is a messenger RNA of Rosa chinensis, 5163 nucleotides long. RefSeq lists its product as uncharacterized. Bases 1 to 5163 code for a protein of 1720 amino acids. Lineage: Eukaryota; Viridiplantae; Streptophyta; Magnoliopsida; Rosales; Rosaceae. Gene Ontology annotation, biological process: DNA integration; proteolysis. Gene Ontology annotation, molecular function: nucleic acid binding; aspartic-type endopeptidase activity; RNA-DNA hybrid ribonuclease activity. The record is from RefSeq and is a predicted model, not a curated record. The transcript is spliced from 4 exons.